Messenger RNA from Chondrus crispus (carragheen), 2692 nucleotides. RefSeq names its product Myb-like DNA-binding protein. The transcript is spliced from 2 exons. Bases 1 to 2484 code for a protein of 827 amino acids. Gene Ontology annotation, molecular function: DNA binding. NCBI's taxonomy places the organism in Eukaryota, Rhodophyta, Florideophyceae, Gigartinales, Gigartinaceae. The record is from RefSeq and is a predicted model, not a curated record.
AUGUAUGCAAGUCGCCGGCAUCCGCAUUUUAUAACAAGCACACCCGCCUCGGUCAUUCAACGUCAGAAGCAGCAUUUCGAUCAAACGCCAUUGCCGACAGUUCCAACUCGUCAAAGCGCCAAUGUUGGAGCAUCCUUGCAAAAGCAAGAAAACCCCCCUGUCUUGUCAAACCAUUCAAAUGGCGUGGCCCAUGCCGCACCCGCGAAACCAAAGAAAUCCCCUCUACAGAAUCGGGACCAGCACUGUCCUCCUGGUCAGCCCACCCGAAAACCACGAAAGCCUUAUACCAUCACUAAGUCACGCGAGGUUUGGACUCCGGAGGAGCACACUCGCUUCCUGCAUGCACUCCAGCUCUACGAUCGCGACUGGAAAAAGAUUGAAGGCUACAUCGGCACGAAAACCGUCUUGCAAAUUCGCUCUCAUGCCCAAAAGCAUUUUGGCAAGGUCGCAAAAUAUAAAACAGGGGAAUACAUUCCUCCACCAAGAGCAAAGAAGCGAGCAACUCUUCCUUACCCGAGAAGUCGUUCUUCGACUGGGAGCAAGUCUGGAAGCGGAUCGGGUGGAAGCGGCAGCGGGAGUGAUAGCGGCGCUGCCACUGAACUGGGACUUGCAAGUGGCACGGGUAGUAUAAGCGGAAGCGGCACAAAUGGAAACAACUCGGAAAAUGCACCCUCAUUGGCUACCCAUGUCGCUAUCGGUGAGCAAGGCAGGACGGCACAUUCCCGACCAAGCCAUCAGGUUAUCAAACAUAACAAGCCUCCUGCUGUCGACUCGGACGGUAAUGACAGUUCAAUACGCAAGGCACCGAGCCCGUACUACAACUUACCCAAGGCUCAUAACGCCCAAGGGCGACGUCCCUCUGUGCCACAACACUCACAGCUCCAGUCCUGGAACGAAUCCAGACCCAGAUUGGGUGCAGUUGGUGACAAUCGCCUGACAUCCGAAGAUACCACUCGCGGAAUUGAUCACUCACGUGGAUCACACAGUGCGCAGCAGCAAAACUCGAGAAAGACAUCAGCGAGAGCCCCACUAGGUGGAGUGAAUUCGAUUAUUGACGGUCAGCAGGUGGCACGAUAUGAACCUGCGAGGGGUGAACAGAGCAAAGCCAAAAUUUCUUCUGGUCAGGGAAUCGGACCUUGUAUGAGGCCUGAACUACUCGGUAGGCGUGAAAACCAUUUAGUUCAUAGCAACGAGAAUGCCAGUUCUUCAGGACCGAGCAACUCAUUGCAAGUUCUCUCCAAUUGUGUUGAUAUCAUGCAAAGAGAUGCGCGCCCCGAGUGUUCCCCAGCCCUAGGAUGGGCCACAGCAGCUGCUGCUCGACGAGCGCACAGGGCAAAGGUCAUUCGCUCCCGGAAACCUCCGCUACCCGCCCCGAUGGCUCAUUCUCGAUCUUCCUCUCCGCCUGGAUGUAAACCGCAGAUGGCCCCUCGCAACUCUAGUUGGCGCGAAAGUGGCGAGCAACUACCGCCACCCAGAGAAGCUGGAGCUACGCGCGGUCCUGCAAAGUCCAUGGAUACGGACCGUCGCGACGAUUCUCGAUCGCCUCCGGCCGAUCAAACGGCAUCCGAUACACGAGGAAGAAGUCCACCCACGGGCUCGCAGGGAGAUGGGACCCGCUGCAUGCCCCAGGACCCGCAACGAAGCUCUGCUGGGUCGGCAACUAUCAGCGACGAUGCGAUAGCAGGAUUCUCCGCUAGUGAUCGCCCCAGCGUGAGCGAUAUGGGUGGCUCUUCUGGUGGGAGUGGAAGAAGUGAAAGUAUUGAGCACAGCGAUCCUGGAGAGGCCGAACCCAAAUCGAGUAACGAUGGAAGUGGCGAUGAUGGCAACCGUCGAAGCCCUUCUACAAGAGGCUCCUCUCCAGGAGAUCCAGCAUCGUCAGGGUCUCGCGAGAAUACACCAAAUUCUAAUAUGACGGACGGUAAUGAGGCUGACAUAUCUUCACCGAGAGAGCAAUGUGCUUUGGCGACCAAUAAGGAUCAGAAGCCGCCAGCAUCGGAACCCAUGAGCGUGGGUCCAACAGGAGAAAAUGAUCGGGUGGUCAAGUCUGAAAAGAAGGGCAGUAUCGGUGAUCGGAGUAACCUGAACAUUAGGACAGAACCUGAGAUCUCCCCAGCACAGAGCCAUACAGAAGUUCAUGAGGCCAGCAGUGUUUCCAUUCCGAAACCAUCCGCCCCGGUAAGUUUGAGCGGCCUUCGGGAGCCCCAGUCGAUUGCCGACUUGUGCAGUGCGGCACCAGAGGAGACGCAUGGCGCUGAUGGGAGCAGGAAAAGACCCAGAAGCAUAGCUAGUAAGGAAAUGACUCCUCAAAACACGAAUUCGAUUGGAGAGGAAAAGAGAGAAGAGGCAGCAAAGCGGAGACGACCAGACAACAACACUGUGAAGGCGCUUCCGACCACUCCACAAGAUCCCCAACCACGAGGCCGUGAACCAACCGUGGGUAUACAGCACACCCCAACUACCGCCGGCAAACCGGAACCUAUCUAAUUCAACUUGUUUGACUAUGAGAAACAUUUAUUCAUACGAAAAUACAUGCAAGGUUAGAACAAGUACCUGGCUCACCCUGUUUCUGUCCUUUAUCUUGUUUACACUCAAACAGUUCAUUUCUCUGAAGCUCCAACUCUUCCGGCACAACUUGUCUCGGGAAGCGUGGUUCUCAGGGAGGCUUAUUAUAAAUGCUAUGUGUGUUUUUUUA